AUGUCAUCUCCCUCUAUACCAAUGCCCUCCCUCCCUCCUAGUCCAUUGGCCAUGGAGUACCUGAAUGACUUUGACCUACUUAAGUUUGAAGUGAAGCCCGACACACCUCCUUUGCCUCCUCCCUGUCCACACACCAAAUCUAGCCUUCCACACAACCCCUCCAGCUCUCCUUAUACCAGUCACCCACCUCAGGACUCCAGCCUCAACUCCAGUCCCUACAACUCUCUUCCCCCGUCCCCAACGCUCAGCGAUGCCCAACAACCCCCCUCCUCCUCUUCAUGCCUUUCCUCAUCCUCUUCCUCAAUGUCCUUCCCCCUCUCCAUCUCAAACAGCUAUAACUCUGGUAUUAGCACAGGAUCCCAGGGCAAUGUUAAUGGCAGCUCCACCCAUGGGGGUGCCCAGGGACCUAAUCCCGCCUCUCUGGAAGACCUUAUCUGGCUGGCUGCGCUGCAACAACAGUUUGGGGGGGAAGCAGGGGGACCUGCGUCCUUGCUUGGGGCACUUGGAGGAGGGCUGGAACGGGGGGACAGAGAAAGGGGUCCAGUCGGAAGUUUCCUGGGCUGUGAGGACACAGUGGAGGCUUUACUUAACUCAGCUGCUGCAGCAGUUAGCUCGCAGUUCCCCGCACUCUCACAAAGCUCCAAUAGUAACCUGGGAGACUCUGGCAGCGACAGUGGAGGUGACAUCUCCUGCGCAAAGGGAGCAGAAAUAUGCCAUCGUCCUCUACUUUUCCUUUCCUCUGCUCCUCCUUCGCUUCCAAACACUACCCCCUCCUCAGCCCCCUACCCCCAAACUCCCAGCCCUCAGAGCCGACUUCAUCACCAUCAGCAUCAUCAUCAUCACCACCACCCUCAUCAUCCCAUGCAUGGCCACCAUCACCACCAUCACCUUCAAGUCAGUCAAUGUGGAGUGGAUGAGCGUUUCUCGGAUGAGCAGCUAGUGAGUCUGUCGGUCCGGGAGUUGAAUCGACAUCUGCGGGGUGUGAGUAAGGAUGAAGUGGUACGUCUUAAGCAAAAGCGCCGUACGCUAAAGAACCGGGGCUACGCCCAGUCUUGCCGCUACAAACGUCUUCAGCACCGCCAUGCACUGGAGUCUGAGAAACAUGUUCUCACACAACAGUUGGAACAACUACAGAGUGAACUCUCUCGAGUGCUAAGGGAGAGAGAUGCCUACAAGGCUCGCUAUGAGAAACUUGUCAGUACAAAUGAGGCUUCCAAUGCUUGUGCCAACAACCAACCUUCCCCACACCCUGACUACUUCCUCUGA
Molecule: messenger RNA, 1266 nt
Organism: Hypomesus transpacificus
Lineage: Eukaryota; Metazoa; Chordata; Actinopteri; Osmeriformes; Osmeridae
Gene: nrl
Product: neural retina leucine zipper
Exons: 4
Coding region: 1-1266 (421 amino acids)
Biological process (GO): regulation of transcription by RNA polymerase II
Cellular component (GO): nucleus
Molecular function (GO): DNA-binding transcription factor activity, RNA polymerase II-specific; RNA polymerase II cis-regulatory region sequence-specific DNA binding
Source: RefSeq, a predicted model, not a curated record